Molecule: messenger RNA, 435 nt
Organism: Candida tropicalis MYA-3404
Lineage: Eukaryota; Fungi; Ascomycota; Pichiomycetes; Serinales; Debaryomycetaceae
Exons: 1
Coding region: 1-435 (144 amino acids)
Source: RefSeq, a predicted model, not a curated record
AUGGUUAUACAAAGACAAUGUAUACAAUGGACCAAUUGUUUCCAUACUCAAACUCUCAUAAGAUGCAACGUUCAAUGCAUUAUGUUCCGCAGCAGCAAUACUCACACAAUCAGUAAAAUCAGUUAUAUUUGGUUUGGAAACACAGUACGAUUCACCAUCACGCAUCGAGGACCUAUCCCAACAGGAAGGCUUCCACUCAUUAUGUUUAUUCCAUUCUUUAAACUCUUCAAGAGUGAUGUUGUACAUUUUACAAACGUGAUAACAGUCAAUGUUCCAGCUAUCUGGAAUAUAGACAUCACAGAAGUAUUCGGGAUACUCGAAAAUACACACUGGAUAAUCACCACAUUCACUAUAAUCGGGUUCAGUCACACAAACUUGAUCACCUUCGGUAAACAAAGCACAAUAAAAAAUAUCCAGAUGAUCCCCUGGAUAUGA